Molecule: messenger RNA, 1057 nt
Organism: Dimorphilus gyrociliatus
Lineage: Eukaryota; Metazoa; Annelida; Polychaeta; Dinophilidae
Source: the annotation of a GenBank genome assembly
CAUGACAAAAAUGACGCUUAAAGUUAUGGAACAAUUUAAUCCCGAAGAUGGAAGUUGGUUUGAAGUUCCCAUAAAAAAUAAAGAGUCCGCGCCUGCUAAAGAUUUCGUCCCUGAGACUAAAACAUCCACUUCAGAAGAAAAGUUACCAUCCAUUCCUUGUCAGCCGCCCACUGAAAUACCUCCUAAACCGUCCAACAACCUUAUGUGCCACAAGAAAUUCUCUAAAACAGUUCCUGACAAGCGUUUUGCUUGUGCGAUGGAGAUCGUUUUGGAAAUAACUUCCAACGGGGAAGAGCAUGAGCUAAAAGUUGUAAGGAAGUUUGGGGGCUGUACAAUAAAGGAUGGUGGUAAAGGCCCGUUUGAUGACGCCAUUUUGAGAAGUAUACGCCGUCGGUGUAAAAUUGAUAAGGGUGAUUUAAAAUGCCCAUUCAAUCCCGCCCACGAGCGUAUAAGAUUUCUAAAAUAUUUGAAGUCGCUUGAAAACAAAAAAAAGCGCGAAGCUGACAGAGAGAAGAAGGAACUUGAAGCCAAAGAAGAUAAUGCCACAAAAGAUAAGCCCAAAGAAAAUGAAGUCCAAGCUGAAUCAUCUCCUGACCCUGAUGCUGAGAAAAAGUUAUGUUUGCGAAGAAUUAUUGUCAAAAGACUUUUGGCGCCUUUUUUCAAGGAAGAAAAAGCUAGAUCGAAAGGUGAUAAAAAUUCCCAUUCAGCUGCGAAGAAGGAGGAACAAAGUCCAACUAAUUCAAACGAAGUGGGACAGAAUAGGUUAGCAACUAAAGCGCGUAAAAGAAGGCAAAGACGUUUGAAGAACGACAAUAUUAUGGAAAAAACUUAUAAUAAAGAUGGCGGCGAGAACCAAUUUGAAAAGUUGAAUGAAGAUAAUAACAAAGUUGAAGGUGAUAUUGCGGCGAAAACAAUAGAAAAGACUGAGGAUCAGGAGAAAAUAAGUAGUUUUGUAUUGGAUAAAGAAAACAUUGACGUAAAUAAGGUAGAAGACAAGACGGCGAAGGAGAAGAAGAAAAUUCGUAAGGAAAAGGCUGGCUUAAAGCUAGCGCUAUAA